Molecule: messenger RNA, 1667 nt
Organism: Zea mays
Lineage: Eukaryota; Viridiplantae; Streptophyta; Magnoliopsida; Poales; Poaceae
Exons: 5
Coding region: 410-1537 (375 amino acids)
Source: RefSeq, a predicted model, not a curated record
AGAGCAACUCCAACAACUCCUAAGAAAAUUACUCCUAUACAAGGAAUUUGGGAUCUCCCUAAAUCAUGUAAUUCCAAAAAAAAAUGUUCAACUCCAACAAAUCCCAAAAAUAUAAGUUAGUUAUGGUGGACCCACAACAUCUCUUUAGCCGGACCUCUCGCAAAAAUCUGUUGAGGCUUCUGCGCCGCCAUUCAAAGUCACCGUGCAGAAACUUUCUUCUGCCAUCAAUCUUCCAAAGGAGUAGCAGGUGCCACCAUCGUUGGAGCUGACCAGGCAGGUGCUGCCAUCCCUGGACCUUCACCAUCGCACAGAAGGCAGAAGCUGCACACGAAAUUUGAGUUCCUGCACAGGUACCUGAAAGCAGGUGUCGGAGUUGCUCCCUUGCUUCCUUUACACAGUACCUUCCAUCAUGAGUCAUCGACCAUCGCUAUUGCAAAGAAUUUUGGAUGAGUCUUCAUCCGAUGAUGAUGAUGAUAUUAGUUUUGGCGAGUACAAUAUUUUCCAUCAUCCAUCGCAUAUUCAUCGAAAACGGGUUGGUUCUAUGCCUGGACAUAUAGUUAAAUAUCGAGACAGACAAGGAGGUCACGCAAGAAUGUUUCAAGAUUACUUAGCAGAUAAUUCUACAUUCAGCUUAUCUGAUUUUAGGCGAAGGUAUAGAAUGAGUCGUGAUUUAUUUAAACGCAUAAUGGCUGCAGUACAAGAUCAUGAUGAUUACUUCCAAUUAAAGUUCAAUGCAGCAAAUAUAGCUGGAUUAAGUUGCUUCCAAAAGGUGACCGCAGUAUUCCGUAUGCUAACUUAUGGAGUAGCAGCAGAUGCCACAGAUGAGUAUGUACGUAUUGGAGAAAGUACUGUUAUAGAGAGUCUGAGAAGGUUUGUGAAGGCAGUAAUUCAAGUGUUUGGUGAUGAAUAUUUGAGAUCUCCCAAUGAAAAUGAUACAGCUCGGUUACUUGAAUUAGGAAAACAAAGAGGAUUUCCUGGAAUGUUAGGUUCAAUAGAUUGCAUGCAUUGGAGGUGGAAGAACUGUCCUUCUGCAUGGCAUGCUGAAGGCCAAGCUCCACAAGUGCAUUACUCCAUAAAUGGUCAUAAUUACACGAUGGGGUACUAUCUUGCUGAUGGCAUAUAUCCAUCAUGGGCAACACUUGUGAAGACUAUACCAGAGCCACAAGGGAACAAGCGAAGAUAUUUUGCCAAAGCACAAGAAGCUCUAAGAAAGGAUGUUGAGCGUGCAUUUGGAGUUCUACAAUCUCGUUUUGCUAUUGUUCGUGGUCCAGCACGUUUUUGGGAUGAAGAGACGUUAGGUGACAUCAUGAAAGCAUGUGUUAUUAUGCACAACAUGAUUGUUGAAGACGAGGAAGAAAUCGACCCUGAUGAACGUUUUCAGGAUGGUGGACAAAAUGUGCAACCUUCACAUGAUCAUCAUCAAGAUUUGGAUGAAUUCAUUGAGGUCCAUAGAAAAAUUAGGGACAAAGAAACUCACCAUCAGCUGCAAGAAGAUCUGGUGGAGCAUAUAUGGCGGCAUCAUGCUGAUGAAUAUUAAUUUUUUCCACUAGAACUAGGGUGUACUCGACAUUGGUCUAGUUGCGUUCAAAUAAGUAUUUACAACCAACCAGUAUAAACUAUUCAAUUUUUUCUGCAAUUUUUUUAUGAAAUUAACAUAUUCUCGGCUC